AUGGCGAUUUACCCCGGUCCGCAAGGCAACAGAGUCAUGUACCCGGCGUACUACUGCUGCACACCAGUCGUGACGCCGCUCGUCGUCGGCCCGGUAGUGACGGCCCCAAUGGUAACAACCCCAGCGGUAACGACCCCCGUAGUAGUGACGACCCCAGUAGUGACGUACCCGGUACAGCAGCCUCAGGUGGUCGUUCAGCCCGUGCAGCCCGUCGUUCCCCUGGUUUACCCGGUAUACCCGGCCGCUGUGGUCCCCGUUGCUACACCGGGCUGCCAGUUCUUUAUGUAUAACCGAAAGCGAGGCUGA
Messenger RNA from Pyricularia grisea, 306 nucleotides. RefSeq lists its product as uncharacterized. The record is from RefSeq and is a predicted model, not a curated record. The transcript has a single exon. Lineage: Eukaryota; Fungi; Ascomycota; Sordariomycetes; Magnaporthales; Pyriculariaceae. The coding region runs from base 1 to 306 and encodes 101 amino acids.